UUCCCCCUCCCCUUCCUCCCUUUUCUCCUCCCCUUCCCCUUCUUCUCCAGCCUCUUCCCCAUCCCGGCUCCGCGUGUUCCCGUGCCCAUGGAGUACCUGCCGGCUCGGGCUGCCCCCGCGCAGGGCAGCGUCCUCUGCUGCCAAUGUGGCGUGCCCAUCCCACCCAACCCGGCCAACACCUGUGUGGGCUGCCUGCGGGCACAGGUGGACAUCACCGAGGGCAUCCCCAAGCAGGGCACCGUCUACUUCUGCAAGCAGUGUGGCAGGUAUCUUCAGCCUCCCGGCACCUGGAUCCAGUGUGCCUUGGAAUCAAGAGAGCUUCUUGCUUUGUGCCUUAAGAAAAUCAAAGCUUCGCUGAGCAAGGUGCGUCUGAUUGAUGCCGGCUUUAUUUGGACCGAACCACAUUCUAAGAGACUGAAGCUGAAACUGACGGUUCAGAAAGAGGUGCUAAAUGGAGCAGUUCUUCAACAAGCGUUUGUCGUGGAAUAUAUAGUUCAGUCUCAAAUGUGUGAUGACUGUCACAGGAUUGAAGCUAAGGAUUUCUGGAAAGCUGUAGUGCAAGUCAGACAAAAGACUCUGCAUAAGAAGACUUUCUUCUAUUUGGAGCAGCUGAUUUUAAAACACAAGCUUCAUCAUAAUACACUUCGUAUCAAAGAAAUCCAUGAUGGCCUGGAUUUCUAUUAUUCUUCAAAGCAACAGGCCCAGAAGAUGGUAGACUUUCUUCAGUGCACAGUUCCAUCUAGGUCAAAAUCAUCCCAACGUUUGAUCUCACAUGACGUUCAUAGCAAUGUCUACAAUUACAAAAGCACUUUCUCUGUGGAAAUUGUUCCAAUCUGCAAGGACAACGUUGUGUGUCUGUCACCAAAACUGGCGCAGAGUCUUGGUAACAUGAGCCAGAUCUGUGUGUGCAUUAGAGUAACAAGCACCAUCCGCCUCAUCGACCCUAGCACGCUGCAGAUUGCUGAAAUCGAUGGAAACACCUACUGGCGCCACCCUUUCAACAGUUUGUUCCACCCAAAACAACUGGAGGAAUUUAUCAUUAUUGAUAUCAAUAGGGUUCAAGAAAAGAAAAAAGUUGCGGGUGCAGGAGCAAUAUCAAACAAGCAUACACUUGCUGAAGCCUGGGUACAGAAAACCUCAGAACUGAAUACGGAUCAUCAGUAUUUCUGCUCUACUCACUUGGGGCACAUUCUGAAUCCCGGCGACCUUGUCUUGGGAUUCGACUUGGCAAACUGCAACUUAAAUGACGAGUUUGCGAAUAAGAUGAACCAACACCAUAUCCCUGAUGUGGUAUUAAUAAAGAAGAACUAUGACCGUACCAAACGCCAGCGUCGCAGGAACUGGAAGCUAAAAGAGCUAGAAAGGGACAGAGAAGGCACAGAUACAGAUGAUGAAAGACAAUACCAGGACUUCCUUGAAGAUCUCGAGGAGGAUGAAGCCAUAAGGAAGAAUGUCAACAUUUACAGAAAUGCAGAUGUUCCAGUGGAGAGCGACACAGAUGAUGAUGGUCCUCCACGAAUCAGUCUGGCUGAAAUGCUAGAGGAUCUUCAUAUUUCUGAGGAUGCCACCGGUGGGGAGGGAGCAACUAUGAUGACAGAAUAAAAAUAGUGCAUUAAAACAAUGCAAUUAAAUAUUCCUUUGGUAAGGAAAAGGUACCCUAAACAUAAGUAGACAUUACAUGGUCGUGAAAAAUAAUGUGAUAACUAGCACUAUACCCCUUAGUAAUGAUCCUGAAUUUAUGUUUUAUAUGUAAUUCUUAUAGAGAAUUAUCAAUUUAAAUUAAAUUUCUGGUAAAAGUAUCACAAUAUAAGUUCCACCCAUCACUGAGCGCUCUCUCCUUGCGGCUUCUGCAGUGUGCAGACCAGCUGACUGGUUUAUAUAUUGGUAGUAAUAAUCGUCUUGUGUGGAAGACAACUGAUAAAGAAGGAUGUCCAGAAGGAGAGGGUUUAUUCUAGUUUGCUAGGUUUGUACCUACUGUUUAUUGCUUAUUUCUUCACACGGGAAGGACUUUUCCCGUCUUAAAUCUUUUUGGUGCAAUGGUUUGAAGCCUUUUAUGAUAUUACUAGGUUAUUCUGUAUAAUAAGAAUGUAUCCUCUGUUCCUUUGGUAAGGGAACUCCAAAUAAAGAUACGUACACAAGAAAACUUUCCUGUAAAUGAAUUGAAGAUGCAGUCUGUGAUCGGAAAAUUGGAAACUUCUGUCAAGUAUAAUGAAUAUUCUGUUGUACUAAUUCUGUGUCUGUAUCAAUGGAUUAAAAGCACUAUGCGUAAUAUCUAAUUAA
Messenger RNA from Cuculus canorus (common cuckoo), 2280 nucleotides. RefSeq names its product NMD3 ribosome export adaptor (gene NMD3). Gene Ontology annotation, molecular function: ribosomal large subunit binding. NCBI's taxonomy places the organism in Eukaryota, Metazoa, Chordata, Aves, Cuculiformes, Cuculidae. The transcript has 15 exons. Gene Ontology annotation, cellular component: cytoplasm; nucleus. The coding region runs from base 88 to 1602 and encodes 504 amino acids. Gene Ontology annotation, biological process: ribosomal large subunit export from nucleus. The record is from RefSeq and is a predicted model, not a curated record.